CUGCCUUAUCCCUCUCCACCUCCGACCGAGCCGAGCACCUCCCUCUGGCCCUUCCCCCUCCACCUUCCUCCCCCCUACCGCCGGCCGGCUAGUAGAAAGAAAGAAUGCUACUGCUGAGCCCCCCCUUGGUGUCCCCGGCGCUGCGGGUCUCUCCGCAGCUGCAGCUGCAGCUGCAGCUGCAGCCGGGGAAUGGGUGUCGCCUCCGGAUCGAGGCGGCGAGGCAGCUGACGGGGCGGGUGGUGACGACCAAGGCGGACAAGACGGUGGGCGUGGAGGUGGUGCGCCUGGCGCCGCACCCCAAGUACAAACGCCGGGAGCGCAUCAAGAAGAAGUACCAGGCCCACGACCCCGACAACCAGUUCAAGGUCGGCGACGUCGUCGAGCUCCGCAGCUCCCGCCCCAUCUCCAAGACCAAGCACUUCAUCGCCGUCCCGCUCCCGCCCCGCGACACCCGCCGCAAGUCGCAGCUCCUACCGCCGCUCCAGUCGCAGCAGCCGCCGCCGCCGGCCGAGUGACCGACCACCACCAUCAUUCGUAUUCGUAUUCCCCAUAUGUUUGUUUCCUUCCUGUAAUGCCUUGCAUGAGUAACCAACCACUCUAGACCAGAGGUUGUGUAAUUUGGCCAAAAUUUCCCCUGCCUACUUAUUAUUAUUUAUUGCAUAUAUAUGCAUAUGUUUGCGCCUGCGUCGUA
Panicum virgatum (switchgrass) is the source of this 691-nucleotide messenger RNA. Its product is annotated as 30S ribosomal protein S17, chloroplastic-like. The record is from RefSeq and is a predicted model, not a curated record. The transcript has a single exon. Gene Ontology annotation, biological process: translation. Gene Ontology annotation, cellular component: ribosome. Gene Ontology annotation, molecular function: structural constituent of ribosome. NCBI's taxonomy places the organism in Eukaryota, Viridiplantae, Streptophyta, Magnoliopsida, Poales, Poaceae. Bases 105 to 515 code for a protein of 136 amino acids.